Toxotes jaculatrix (banded archerfish) is the source of this 1621-nucleotide messenger RNA. Its product is annotated as N-acyl-aromatic-L-amino acid amidohydrolase (carboxylate-forming) B-like. The coding region runs from base 321 to 1250 and encodes 309 amino acids. NCBI's taxonomy places the organism in Eukaryota, Metazoa, Chordata, Actinopteri, Toxotidae. The record is from RefSeq and is a predicted model, not a curated record. The transcript has 7 exons. Gene Ontology annotation, molecular function: hydrolase activity, acting on ester bonds; aminoacylase activity.
GCAUGAAAUUUGAUCUGAAGAAACAAGAAAGAGGAGGGCCACAGGAAAGAGAAAGAAACACAAGGAAGUAGGAGGGCCAGCUGAAAAAUCCAAACAGUCUGCAUCUGCAUGUGGUCUGUUUUGUUCCUGACUUUGCACCCCGUCAUGCCUGUGCAUGUGAAAGUUUUAUGACUGGAAAGUAGCUUAUGGAGACUGGCAAGAUUGCUUUGCUUGCAGGUUGUGAAAUACUGCAUUACUGUCCUGAUUCGACUUCCUCCCCCUGAGUUCAAAGGUUGCUGAAGUUCUGUGAGUGUCGCAAAGGGCUGAGUUUUUACAGAAAGAUGGAGCGUGUCUCUUUCCUGCCACUGACCCGUGUAGCCAUUUGUGGCGGCACCCAUGGAAAUGAGCUGUCAGGGGUGUAUUUGGUGAGAGAAAUGCAGAAGCAGAAGGUGGAAAGGGCCGGAUCUGUCUCUAUAACCACUGUCCUAUCCAACCCACGUGCUGUGGACGCUUGCAAAAGAUACACAGACACAGAUCUCAACCGCUGUUUCACAAACGCCUUGCUGAGUGCCCCCAUAACAGAUUCAACAGCCUAUGAGCUGAGGCGAGCCCAGGAGCUGAACGCUCAGCUUGGGCCCAAAGGAAGUGAAGAGGCCGUGGAUCUGCUCUGCGAUCUCCACAACACCACUGCCAACAUGGGCCUGUGCCUCAUCUUUUACUCCUUAGACUCGAUCACCCUGCACAUUUACAAAUACAUACAGAGCAAGAUAACCUCUGUGCCUGUGAGAGCAAUCCAGCUGGAUAUACCCAUUUCUGAGGCUUACUCCUUAGAGUCAGUGGGUAAACAUGGCUUUGCAAUUGAGGUCGGUCCUCAACCCAACGGUGUGCUCAGAGCUGAUAUCUUUAACAUGGUGAAAGAUCUGGUGGAUCUCACAAUCGAAUGGCUUCAACAAUUCAAUUCUGGAAUUACUUUUGAAGGAGGUGAAGUGGAAGCAUACAGUUUGAUUAAGAGUGUCGACUACCCAAGAGACCCUACGACCAAUGAGAUUACUGCUGCCGUACACCCCGAGCUACAGGAUAAUGACUUCAAGCUUCUCCGAAAAGGCGACCCCAUUUUCUUGUCUUUUUCUGGGGAGACGGUGAAGUACGAGGGAGAAGAACUCCACCCUUUCUUUGUCAAUGAAUGUGCCUACUAUGAGAAGAAGAUUGCUUUUCAUUUAGCCCGAAAGAUCACUCUGUCCUUUCCAUCUGUAAGUGUUAAGAAGGACUGAGAGUAGAGAGACAGAACAAGACCAAUACAUUCUGUAGGGAUUUUAAAUUAGAAUCUAAUAUAAUAUGCGCACUACUCGCAUAAUGUUUUCAAUCAUCUCCAAUGAUUCAUGCACUAAUACACAAACAUGAUUACCUCCUUGUAGUUCAAUGCAGUGAAGCAGCUGUGCAACAGUUCUACCUCUGUGAAGCUCGAGUAUAACACCAGAGUUAUAUAUGACUGAAUGAUAUUGCACAGGUGCUGGAGUUUCAACACUCCACCCCCUGUAUAAUGACUGGUACGAAUUAUUGUAAGGAAGCUAAUCUUUUUUUGCACUGUGACAAUAAUGCACAACACUACGCUUGAAUAAACUGAAACAUGGAUCAUUUAAAA